Messenger RNA from Cyclopterus lumpus (lumpfish), 2415 nucleotides. RefSeq names its product protocadherin beta-15-like. NCBI's taxonomy places the organism in Eukaryota, Metazoa, Chordata, Actinopteri, Perciformes, Cyclopteridae. Gene Ontology annotation, molecular function: calcium ion binding. The record is from RefSeq and is a predicted model, not a curated record. The transcript has 2 exons. Bases 1 to 2415 code for a protein of 804 amino acids. Gene Ontology annotation, cellular component: plasma membrane. Gene Ontology annotation, biological process: homophilic cell-cell adhesion.
AUGAUGGAAGACGAAGGAUUUUCAAAGCUUGGCCUGGUUUCUCGCUUUGUCAUCUGUCUACUUGGUUUGCAACCCGUGUUUGCCGAGGUGAGCUUUUCCAUCCCAGAAGAGAUGAAACCAGGGACUGUCAUUGGAAAUGUAGCUAAAGAUCUUGGUCUGGAUAUAACUACACUGUCAACUCGCAAGGCCCGCAUUGAUUCCGAAGGCAAUAACGAACGAUAUUGUGUUAUCAGUUUGAAAACCGGGGAAUUAAGUGUUGCUGAGCGGCUUGACCGAGAGAGUCUUUGUGGCAUUAAACCAUCUUGCAUUUUAGUCCUGGAACUCGUACUGGAGAAUCCGUUAGAAUUGCAUCGUAUAAAUCUACACGUCCAAGAUAUAAAUGACAACUCCCCGCAAUUCAGAAGAGAUUUAAUUACGAUGGAAAUAAGCGAGUCCGCUGAAAAGGGCACUGGUUACUUAAUGGAGGAAGCACAUGACGCGGAUAUUGGUCAAAAUGCUGUGCAGAGGUACAGCCUACAGGCAAAUGCUAAUUUCAUUCUAAUGGUCGAUGUGAACAAAGUUCAACUUGUUCUACAUAAUAAACUUGAUAGAGAGACACAACAAGAGAUGGAUUUGCUUUUAACAGCUCUUGAUGAUGGCUCUCCUCAGAGAUCAGGUACUGUAAUGAUACACGUCACUGUACUGGAUGCUAAUGAUAACGCCCCAGUGUUCAGUCAGGCCGUUUAUAAAGCCAGUCUGCGUGAAAACUCUCCUCUUGACACUAUAGUGGUUACAGUAAGUGCUACCGAUGCAGAUGAUGGAGUGAAUGGAGACGUGACAUAUGACCUUGGUUACGUUUCAGUGACAGAUGAAAAACUGUUUUCAAUAUACCUUAAUACUGGAGAAAUAAGAGUAAUUGGCUCCACGGACUAUGAGAAGAAAAAAUCAUUUGAAUUGCGAGUCAUGGCAAAAGACGGACUCGGAUUAAGUUCAUAUGCCAAGGUUUUCAUAGACCUAUCUGAUGAAAAUGAUAAUGCUCCGGUAAUAUAUGUGAAAUCACUUACUAGCCCGAUAUCUGAGAACGUGCCACCUGGUACAGAGGUGGGCAUCAUCAACGUGCAAGAUAGAGACUCUGAGACUAACCGACAGGUCCGCUGCUCCAUUCAGCAACACGUCCCCUUUAAAUUGGUUCCUUCAAUUAAAAACUAUUAUUCUUUGGUGACCACAGGACAACUGGACCGUGAACUAGAGUCUGAUUACAACAUUACAAUCACUGCCACUGACGAGGGCUCUCCACCUCUGUCCUCCUCUAAAACUGUCCAGUUGUCUGUAGCAGACAUCAACGACAACCCACCUGUGUUUGAGGAACAGUCCUACAGCGCUUAUGUGACUGAAAAUAACAAACCUGGCUCCACUUUAUGUUCCGUUACUGCUCGAGACCCCGACUGGAGACAAAACGGUACCGUGGUUUAUUCUCUGUUACCUGGUGAGGUGAACGGUGCCCCGGUGUCCUCCUAUCUAUCUGUUAACGGAGACACGGGGGUGAUCCACGCUGUGAGGUCGUUUGAUUAUGAACAGUUCAGGAGUUUUAAAGUGCACGUCAUGGCCAGAGACAACGGUUCUCCUCCACUCAGCAGCAACGUGACCGUCAGUGUGUUCGUAUCGGAUGUGAAUGACAACUCUCCUCAGAUACUGUACCCCGCCCCGGAGGGCAACUCCUUCAUGACCGAGCUGGUCCCCAAAGCUGCACACGGAGGCUCUCUGGUGUCCAAAGUGAUCGCGCUGGACGCGGACUCCGGACAGAACGCCUGGCUGUCCUAUCAUAUAGUCAAAUCCACUGAUCCGGGUCUUUUCACCAUUGGUCUCCACAGCGGAGAGAUCAGGACCCAGCGGGACAUUUCUGAGUCUGACAGCAUGAAACAGAACCUCAUUGUGUCAGUGAAGGAUAACGGACAGCCCUCUCUCUCUGCCACCUGCUCCAUGUAUUUACUUAUUUCUGAUAACGUGGCUGAGGUGCCAGAACUGAAGGAUAUUUCUUAUGACGAGAAGAACUCCAAACUGACCUCUUAUCUGAUCAUCGCGCUGGUGUCUGUGUCCACUUUUUUUCUGACCUUCAUCAUCAUCAUCCUGGGUGUGAGUUUUUGUCGCAGGAGAAAGCCCAGACUGUUGUUUGAUGGAGCAGUUGCCAUCCCCAGCGCGUAUCUCCCUCCCAAUUACGCAGACGUUGAUGGCACAGGAACUUUACGCAGCACCUACAAUUAUGACGCGUACCUGACAACAGGUUCUAGAACCAGUGACUUUAAGUUCGUGAGUUCUUACAAUGACAACACACUGCCUGCUGACCAGACUCUGAGGAAAAGUCCAUCAGACUUUGCUGAUGUUUUUGUAGAUUGUGAUGAUUCUCCUGAGUUUAAGGGUAGUUUGUCAUUUUACUGA